Molecule: messenger RNA, 654 nt
Organism: Colias croceus (clouded yellow)
Lineage: Eukaryota; Metazoa; Arthropoda; Insecta; Lepidoptera; Pieridae
Exons: 2
Coding region: 177-581 (134 amino acids)
Source: RefSeq, a predicted model, not a curated record
AUGUUUUGACUUUUGACAUAGGUACGUAAAUAACAUGUAAAUAUUUAAAUCGAACCGUCGAAGUAAAUUUAUCUGUGAAGUAAAUCUCUGUUUAACGAAUCAUAUUUGAUGACCAAUUCUUGAUCUUGUUUAUUUUGUUGAAUAAAACGUUAGGUAGGUACCAAUUUUUAGAAAACAUGGACGCAAACAUGUCCCUGGAGGAAAAAUGCGAACGCCUGAUGAACGUGGUUGUAGAGACACGAAAACGGUUCGGAGAAAUGUGCGUUGAUUACCAAAACAAAUCCACACUUAUGGAGAACAAAAUGCUCAACCUGCAAGUGGAAACUAUCGCUAAUUGCAAGAUAAAGUCAAAAAUUCAAAUACCCGACUUAUCAUACGAUGACACGAUCAAAGAUAUGGACGAUUUUAAACACGAGCUUGUAAUUAGAGAAAAAAGAAUAGAGGAUCUUAUUAAAAAGAUUAGGAGUACGGAAAAAGUGGUCGUUCAAGUGAAAAGUGAUACUAUACGGCAGAAAUUGGAAAAACCAAUUAGUGCUAAAGCUAUUUUAGCUACUGUGAAAACUAGGAAUGACAAUGUGUGAUAAACUGUAUUGGUGUUAAAAGUACAUAUUGUACAAACAAUUUUGAAAGAAAUUAAAAAUUAAUGGACUCAAA